ACGCAUGCCGAAGUCAAGAUGGUGGCCUCCAUGAUUCGUUGUUACCAGUUUGUUGGUAAACAUGGCUUGGCCUUUUGUUCCCGGCCGCUGGGGUACUUAAGUUGGAGAGGUGAUGCCGACACGUUACACAGGAGUCAAGCCGCAGCUGCAGCACUGCAGGUGCGAUAUGCCUCGGGUCGCAAAGGUUUUUUGGGAGAGUUUGUGGAUAACCUUCGUCAGGAGUUCGGUAAGAAUCAGGAGAUGAAGGAGAACAUCAAGAAGUUCAGAGAGGAGGCCAAGAGGCUGGAAGAGUCCGAUGCGCUAGAACAGGCGCGGAGGAAAUAUAAGUCUAUAGAAGCAGAGACCGUGAAGACCUCAGAAAUAUUUAAAAAGACACUGGGCUCGUUGUCAGAAACAAUGAAGGAGAGCAUUGAGGAGGUGAGUCGCACGGACAUUGGGAAGAAAAUAAAGGAAGGUGUGGAGGAAGCAGCACGUAGCGCCAUGCACUCUGCUGAGACGGUUUCCAAAGGAGGACAACGACUGGGCAAGACCAGCGCCUUCCAAGCUAUCUCACAGAGUGUAGAGUCCAUGAAGAAGGAGAUCGAUGUUGGCGAUGCUGGACCUUACAGAGCUCCCCCUCAGCUGAGGAAGAGGAGUGAUUUUUCCUCGAAGGGAGCAGAUGGUGACAACAGAGUAUUUGAAGCCAAUGAGGAGGCUUUGGGUGUUGUUCUCCACAAGGACUCAAAGUGGUACCAGCAAUGGAAGGACUUCAAAGACAAUAACAUGGUUUUCAACAGGUUCUUUGAGAUGAAGAUGAAAUAUGAUGAAAGCGACAAUGUCCUCGUCAGAGCAUCCAGAGCUGUGACCGACAGAGUCACCACCGUCCUCGGCGGUCUUUUCUCUAAGACAGAAAUGUCUGAAGUGCUGACUGAGAUUGUGAAGGCAGACCCCAAAUUUGACAAGGACUCUUUUCUCAAACAGUGUGAGAAAGAAAUCAUCCCAAACAUACUGGAGGCUAUGAUUCGUGGUGAGCUGGAUGUAUUGAAAAGCUGGUGCUAUGAAGCGACAUACAGUCAACUGGCCCACCCCAUCCAACAAGCUAGAGCUUUGGGAUUGCUGUUCCAGUCCAAAAUCCUUGAUAUUGAUAAUAUUGAUUUGGCCAUGGGGAAGAUGAUGGACCAGGGCCCAGUGCUCAUCAUCACUUUCCAGGCCCAAGUCGUCAUGGUGCUACGAAGUCCCAAAGGAGACAUCGUGGAAGGAGAUCCGGAGAAGGUAUUGAGGACGAUGUAUGUUUGGGCGCUGUGUCGUGACCAGGAGGAGCUGAACCCCAACGCGGCGUGGAGACUCCUUGACAUCUCUGCAUCCAGCACUGAGCAGGUUCUCUAGGAGGAAAAGAAGAGGGGGAGGGGGAUGUCGGUGAAAAGACACACAAACUAGAAAUGACGAUGAGCCUGGAAUACCUACAUGUACUCAUGCUCACUGAAAGGUUCGUCCGAAUCUGGGUUCAGUUUUGUGGAUUUGCACACAAUUUCUCCUUUUCCAUCACCAUUAAGGGGCUUAAUGUGCACAUUUAUAAAGAUGCAAAACUUAGAAGAAGUCUUUGAUUCCAUGGAUACUUAUCAGUGGACUCUUGUUUUCCAAGUUUGAUCUGAGCCUCUAGGCUACAUUUUGAAAAAGGAUGGCAGCAACUUGCAACAAGCAGGUUCCCGACCCCCGUGGUCUCAUCUCAUGGCAAAGUCCAGCCAGGCAGCCACAUGGUUUCUACACGCUGGGGACUAAACUACAUGCUUGAUCAGUUCCUAGCAGGACAUAAAAAGGAAGCUUAAUGCUUCCCCGCUCAACUACACUGAAAAUUGACAUUAUGUAUUUAUUUAUUUGCAAAUACCUUCCAAAUUUCCCCAUUUUGGGACAAUUAAAGGUUAUCUUAAUGCUUAAUUUAAGCGGUAAGCAAAUGCACGUUGGGUUUGAAGGAGGAGAGGUCAUCACAAUUAUUAUACAUUUUGUUAGAGUCAGCUUCGGAGAUGUGUUUGGUGCCGUGAAAAAGUAUUUGCCCAUUUCCUGAUUUCAGAUUGUAUUAUCACUAUUAUGGGAAUGUGAGUGCAAAUGAUUGUUUGUUUAUAUGUGCCCUGAGAUUGGCUGCCAACCAGUUCAGUUCUGCCAACCAGCACGUCCGCAACCCUAGUGAGGAUAAGCGGUACAGAAAAUGGAUGGAUGGAUGGAUGGAUGGAUUAUUAUUUGCUGAUUUGUCACAUGUUUCGGAUCAUCAAGCUAAUUAUUAUAUUGCACAAAGACAACCCCAGUAAAUACUAAAUGCAGUUUUUAAAAGCUGAUUUGGUUUAUUAAAUGGGGAAAAAAAUCUAAAUAAGUGUGGCCCUAUGUGGAAAAAGUAUUUGCGUCUUCCCCCAACCCAUACCACCUGAUUUGUUGAAUCAAAAAAUUACUUAAAUAGUACCUUUCAAAGUAAAGUUGGCAACUCAAUAAAUGUGUCACAAUCUAAAGACAUUCAAGAACAAAUGAGAAACGCAGUGAUGGAAAUCUGUAUCAGUCUAGAAAAGCUGACAAAGCCAUUUCCAAGGCUUUAGGACUCCGGCAAACCACAGUCAGACAUUAUCCACAAAUUGAGAAAACUGGUAACAGUGGUAAACUGUAGUGAUUGGCCAGAAGACGACUCAUCCAGGAGGCCAUGAAAGAACUUAGAACAAUAUCCUUCCAUCCAUUUUCUGAGCCGCUUCUCCUCAUUAGGGUCGCAGGCGUGCCGGAGCCUAUCCCAGCUAUCAUCGGGCAGGAGGCGGGGUACACCCUGAACUGGUUGACAGCCAAUCGCAGGGCACAUACAAACAAACAACCAUUUGCACUCACAGUCACACCUACGGGCAAUUUAGAGUCCGGAGUGCCCGGAGAAAAAUCACGCAGGCACGGGGAGAACAUCCAAACUCCACACAGGCGGGGCCGGGAAUCGAACCCCGGUCCUCAGAACUGUGAGGCUGACGCUCUAACCAGUCGUCCACCGUGCCGCGAACAAUAUCCAAAGAAUUGCAAUAACCUUGUCACAUAGUGCCAGAUAGGUUGGUUUUUUUUUGUCCCCUGUUAAUUAAUAUCAUCAUUUAGAAUUUUGUAUUUCCUCCGGUUGUCUUUGUUGAGGUAUUUAAAUUUGCUUGAUCUGAAACAUUUGAAUGUGAUAAAUAUGCAAAAACAAAAACAAAUUCACAGCAUUGUAUACAGAAUAGUUGCAAUCAAAAGUAUUAAGCCCCCAUUGUAAAUUUCAAUUAUUUUCAAAAUAGUACAAACUUUACAGAUCCACUUUCCAUAAAUACUUAGCUUUGUUUUAAGUUGUUUAGAGCCAUUUAAAAUAGUUUUGAAUUGUUUUCAAGUCACUAAAUGUUUGUAAAUUUUGCAAAUCUAAUUUAAAUUGAGUGUUCUAAUCUUAAAUGCGCCUUUAGUCCUUUAUGUCCUCCUAUUGCAGCAUUUUAAAUUGAGCACAAUCAAAACUGAGUUUCUGCAACUUGGCAUUUUUAAUGUUGAAGAACUUUACAGAAUUUUGGCUUGUUCAGCAGAUUAAUACAACAAUCGAACCACUUACAGAUGUAUAGCUUGUAAGAAAAAGUCUGAAGCAUCUCAGAAAAUCUUCCCCGUGAAUAUUAUAAUGUUCAGGUUAUUUAAACCACAUAAAUGUUAUGUAGCUUCUCAUUAUAAUACAGUUACAUAAUUCAUCAUGAAUUCAAAACAAAACAUGAAUUCCUCUUACAGUUGUUGGAUUAUACCUAAUAAAUCAUUCUCCAUAUGCGUUUAAAUGUAAAUAUAUGGGACCAUAUUCCAAUAUAUGAUGAAGGAGCCUUGUCAGACUGUGGGUCAUCUUGCACUUCCUUAUUGAGAUGUUUGUUGUUGAUGCUACAUGUUGAAUGAGUGAGUUUACCAUUCUUUUUUUGUAAAGACUGUUUUUACAUUUUAUUCAUCACAUUUCACUUUGAACCGAACAGACUAUGAUUGCUUUGCACCAAUUGUACCGGUUUUGUAUUUCACCAUCUGAUGAUACGCAUUGGAUUUGAAGUGCAACAUCCCAUGAAUGCCCAAGUUGGUUCGUUCUUGUAUUUCCGCACAAAAAUGCUACUAGUGUUCAACAAAGUAAAGACAUCUAUCAUGA
Molecule: messenger RNA, 4120 nt
Organism: Phycodurus eques (leafy seadragon)
Lineage: Eukaryota; Metazoa; Chordata; Actinopteri; Syngnathiformes; Syngnathidae
Product: mitochondrial import inner membrane translocase subunit TIM44-like
Exons: 13
Coding region: 19-1365 (448 amino acids)
Biological process (GO): protein import into mitochondrial matrix
Cellular component (GO): mitochondrial inner membrane
Molecular function (GO): protein-folding chaperone binding
Source: RefSeq, a predicted model, not a curated record